Molecule: messenger RNA, 3218 nt
Organism: Solea senegalensis (Senegalese sole)
Lineage: Eukaryota; Metazoa; Chordata; Actinopteri; Pleuronectiformes; Soleidae
Product: double-strand-break repair protein rad21 homolog A-like
Exons: 14
Coding region: 106-2064 (652 amino acids)
Biological process (GO): synaptonemal complex assembly; mitotic sister chromatid cohesion; replication-born double-strand break repair via sister chromatid exchange
Cellular component (GO): synaptonemal complex; cohesin complex
Molecular function (GO): chromatin binding; protein binding
Source: RefSeq, a predicted model, not a curated record
GAGGAGGUGGAGGAGGAGGAGAGGAGGGAAAGCAGCAGCGGCCGGUGAAGCGGCUCAUAACCGGUCUGACAACCUCCCCCUCCCCUCCCACGUCCCGCCGAGUCCAUGUUCUACGCCCAUUUUGUCCUCAGCAAACGUGGGCCGCUGGCCAAGAUCUGGCUGGCGGCUCACUGGGACAAGAAGCUGACCAAAGCACACGUGUUUGAGUGCAACCUGGAGAGCAGCGUGGAGAGCAUCAUCUCACCCAAGGUGAAAAUGGCGUUGCGCACCUCGGGUCACCUGCUGCUGGGCGUGGUGAGGAUCUACCACAGGAAGGCCAAAUACCUGCUGGCAGACUGUAACGAGGCCUUCAUCAAGAUCAAGAUGGCUUUUAGACCAGGUGUGGUGGAUCUUCCAGAGGAGAACAGAGAAGCGGCGUACAACGCCAUCACGCUGCCGGAGGAGUUCCAUGAUUUUGACCAACCGUUACCAGACCUGGAUGACAUUGACGUGGCUCAGCAAUUUAACUUGAACCAGAGCAGAGCAGAGGAGAUCACCAUGAGAGAGGAGGUGGGAAACCUCAACCUGCUGCAGGACAAUGACUUUGCUGACUUUGGGAUGGACGACCGGGAGAUGAUGCGGGAGGAGAGUGCGUUUGAGGUGGACAUCAUGGGGGCGUCGGCUUCCAACCUGCUGCUGGACGCUGAGGGCGGAACUAACCCCAUGACGGACAAGGCCAACCACCUGGAGUACGACGACCAGUACAAGGAUGACUUCGGAGACAACCCCAUGGAGAGCAAUGAGGGAGGGAUGCUGGUGGACAAGCUCCUGAGUAAUGAGGAUGGAGGCGGCAUCUUUGACGACCCUCCUGGCGUCACAGAGAGUGCGAUGAUGCCUCAGGACCGCGGAGACGACGAUGACGACUUCGACGCCCUCUCAGCGGGAGCCCCAGACAGUCCAGACUCAGGCCCAACAGAGCCACUGGGGCCCACUGCUAUGGCCGACCAGACAGAACAGGCCAACCUGGUUCACAACGAGGAGGAAACCUUCGCCCUGGAGCCCAUUGACAUCACAGUGAAAGAGACCAAGGCAAAGCGCAAGAGGAAGCUGAUUGUGGACAGCGUGAAGGAGUUGGACAGUAAAACCAUCCGCGCACAGCUGUCCGACUACUCCGACAUCGUGACCACGCUGGACCUGGCCCCUCCCACCAAGAAGCUGAUGAUGUGGAAGGAGACUGGAGGAGUGGAGAAGCUCUUCUCCCUGCCCGCUCAGCCUCUGUGGAACAUUAGGCUGCUCAAGAUGUUUACAAGGUGUCUGACCCCGCUGGUACCAGAUGAGCUGAGGAAGAGGAGGAAAGGUGGAGAGGCGGACAGUCUGGAUGAGUUCCUCAAAGAUCUGGAGAACCCAGAGGUUCCCAGAGAGGAAACAGCCGGCCUCCAGCAGGGAGACAUCAUGGACCAGACCGUCAUGGAAGAAGCCAGUGUGCUUCAAAACUCGGCCGUCGAGGGCAGCAGGACGACGCUGGAUGACUCUGUCAUGCCGCCACCGUCUUCACGAGGCUUGAAGCGCAAAUCCCAGGACACAGAGCCGGACCUGCCUAUGGGAGCUUUGGACGAGCAGCAGCAGCAGCAGCAGCAGCAGCAGCAGCAGCAGCAGGGUUCCACAGCCUGUAACGUGUCCCUGCAGCUGGAGGCUUCAUCCAAUAUGGAUUUGCCCCCAGAGGAGACCACCACUAGCAUCAGCCAGCUGAUAGAGUUGGACCUGCUCGCGGACAAGGACAAGAAGAAGAGUGAUGAUGACUCUGAUGAAGAGGAGGAGGAGGUACAGGGAGACCAGGACCAGGAGGAGAGGAGGUGGAACAAAAGAACCCAGCAGAUGCUUCACGGUCUGCAGAGGGUGAUGGCCAAAACAGGCAGCCAGUCGGUCGGCCUGCUGGACCUGUGCCGCAACAACAACAGGAAGCAGGCGGCCGCCAAGUUCUACAGUUUCCUGGUCCUGAAGAAGCAGCAGGCGGUGGACCUGGUCCAGGAGGAGCCGUACAGCGACAUCGUGGCCACAGCAGGCCCUCGCUUCCACAUCAUCUAGACAGAAGACUCUACAGCACUAACAAAACAUUGAUCUAUUUAUUGAUUUAUUUAAGUGGGGGGAACUGGGAAUGAAUAACAUUUUUUUAUCUUAAAUCAACACCGAAAAAGAGGAUUGCGAUAUUUUAAUUUGUUUUAUACUCACUUCAUUGCUAAAGUUAUGAGGCCGAUUUUUAAAGCUGACAUCGUAAACUGUUACGUGCACUAAUUCUAAAUCAGAAAACGUUGCACUGGAACUGAACCAAAUGUAAUGGGAGUGUUUGUUUACAGUGGUGUGAGGUGGAAACACUUCUCUCCCUCUGCUGCAUGAAAACAUCAGAUAGUGCAUGCACUGUGUCCACUUUCUGCAACAGUAUCAUUCAACUGUGGCUAAAAAAGUUAUUUAACCAGCAUUAAUCAUCCUAUUAGCACUUUCUCUUUGUGUCCCUCAUCUGAAGAUUGUAAGCACUGAAAGAGACCAAAUUAAGUACAAUACUUAAAAAACAACAUUCUUCUCUUACAAGGUAGUUCAGUUAUAGAUGGAGAUAAAACAGCUUUAAAUGACUUGCAAAAAAAUAGAAAUUAUAAAUGCAAAGAAGCACUUUUCUAUCGUAGUGUGACUGACACAUCAGUCACUAUAAAACAGUCAAAUAUGCAGAUUUUUCUCCAAAGGAAACUACUAUAAAUAUAAUAGUUUACAUAUGUGCUAUGGAGUUUGGACACAGAGUUGUUUCCUGCAUGCACAGAAAGACUUUUAUAAAAUGUUCUUUAACUGUUAAGGACACAGUGGUGUCCAUUUUAUGAAUAAUCAUUUAUUCAUUGACGAGUGAUGUAUCGUCUUGGUCUAAGCUCCCUCAGUGUACAUCACGUAGAUCAUCUGUAAAAUACCCAUUUAUUGCUAUUUAGAGAAUAAAAUGUUUGGUUUUUUUAAUGUAAAAAAUGACUUGGAAACAAAAGGUCAAGUCACGUCUUCACAGACUCUUAACUCACCAUAUGCCAAAAACAAAACAAUAUAAACAGGCAGACUUUGUCGCUGACUUCCUGAAAAGAUGAACGUGAUUAAAUGUCUGAUAACACGUUGUGAUUUUAUAUUUUGAAUGAAGGCCAGGACAAACCCUGUCUGUCUCCAAAAUGUUCCCGUCUUUCUCAACAGUUUUAGUCUGAAAUCUGUUCAAA